CGUCCUCGACCUCCGGCUAUUAGCCUUGCCCUCUGCUGUGGGCAGCAAUGCCUUGUGGUUUUUAAGGAACGCUGGUGACGCCGGUGCCAGACUCCCUAAGCAGGAGCCAGGACUAUAAAUACAGGGCUGGCUGUUGGGAUGGGCAGCUGAAAUUCGCCCCUGUCCCGCCGCUAUGUCCUGCAAGGCUCUGGCCCUCUGCCUCCUGGGGCUCCUCACUCUCUCCUCGGCUUGCUACAUCCAGAACUGCCCCAUCGGGGGCAAACGCGCUGUGCUGGACAUGGAUAUCAGGAAGUGCCUGCCCUGCGGUCCCCGGAACAAGGGACACUGCUUCGGGCCCAACAUCUGCUGCGGGGAGGAGCUGGGCUGCUACAUCGGCACGGCGGAGACGCUGCGCUGCCAGGAGGAAAACUUCCUGCCCACGCCCUGCGAGUCGGGACGCAAACCCUGCGGCUCCGGAGGGAGCUGCGCCGCUCCCGGCAUCUGCUGCAGCAGCGAGGGCUGUGGCACUGACUCAUCCUGUGACCAGGAGCUGCUGUUCGUGUAACCCACCCGGGAGGGAUCCUGCAUCCAUCACUGUCCCAGCCCCACCCCAGGCUGAAGUGAUGAGCUUAAUUAGAAAUAAAACUUGGACAGAAAAACAGCCCAGA
Molecule: messenger RNA, 647 nt
Organism: Passer domesticus (house sparrow)
Lineage: Eukaryota; Metazoa; Chordata; Aves; Passeriformes; Passeridae
Product: neurophysin 1-like
Exons: 3
Coding region: 173-544 (123 amino acids)
Cellular component (GO): secretory granule; extracellular region
Molecular function (GO): V1A vasopressin receptor binding; neurohypophyseal hormone activity
Source: RefSeq, a predicted model, not a curated record